UUUAAGAUAAACUAGGAAAAAUGGCUGAACAAUUGACGGCUGGGCUGGAGUUGCUCGAGAUUUCCAACAUGCCAAUAAAUGCGAUCAAUGAAAUUGUGGACAAAAUGGAUGGAUUGAAUCGAGAGGAAAAAGUACCUGUCGAUCGAAGAAAGAAGAAGGUCCCAGAGCGUCACAAAGACAAGCGAAUUCGGAAGACAAAAAUCGAGUACGCCAGAGGAAGAGACCGUGAGAAGAGAAAGCGAGCCUACGAGGAUAUCAGUAACCAUUCUAAAAGGGACGGACUUCCGAUCAAGAGAGCUAAGAAGAUCGUGCGGGUGUGGGCAUACGAAACGGUGGGCAAUUACCUGUGUGAUUUUUGUCCUGGCAAUCGCCCAUCCAACAUGUGCCCACUCUUGCACCUCUUCGCCACCAGACAUGCACCGAAGAAGAACUUGUGCCCAAGCUGCCUGGAUUUCAAUGGGUCAGAUCACAUCACAUGCUCUAAGGCCAAUCAGUGUUAUGAUUGUGAUUCGAUGAACGUUAUUUUAUCUCUCCAGACGGAAACUAAAUCCCCCGAGUGUACAAGAAAUGUUCUCUGAUAAGUAUACUUUGAUCCCGUUAUUGUCCCCAAGAUUCAAUUUGCUUCAUCAUCUCUCCAUAACCACAAGAAUCCAUUAACAUUCUUAUCUUACCACACAAACCUCCAUCAAUUAUUAACAUUUGUAUUCAUAUUUUUCCAUUACUUCAUUUACUUCCCUUUAUUCUACUCACUAUCAGGCAAACGAAAAUGAAAAAUUAUACUUAA
Molecule: messenger RNA, 784 nt
Organism: Caenorhabditis elegans
Lineage: Eukaryota; Metazoa; Nematoda; Chromadorea; Rhabditida; Rhabditidae
Product: Transposase
Exons: 3
Coding region: 21-578 (185 amino acids)
Source: RefSeq, marked reviewed